CCGGCCCGGGAGCCGCAGAGAGCGCCGGCCCGGCGGCCCGCGGGGAUGCUGCGCUACAGCUCGGGGCUCACGGUCACCGCCACCACCCCCCGGAGGCCGCCCGGCGACGGCGGCCGCUCCCGGCGGAAGAUGAAUGUGUGCAGAUUACGCCUUACAGUACCACCUGAUGAAGUGUCACAGCCUGAAGUGGGACCAAAGGAAAUUGAGAGAAAGAAAAGUGGAUUGUGCCAUGUACCAAAUGGGAUGUCUCCAGGGAAGCUCUCUCAUGGGAUGGUGUAUGGUGUUGUGCACCGAACUGACAACAACCAUAAAAGAGAAAUGGUGGUUUAUGGCUGGUCAGCUGAUCAGCUGAAAGAGGAGAUGAAUUACAUUAAAGAAGUGAGAGCAACUCUGGAAAAAGUAAGAAAGAAAAUGUAUGGUGAAUAUGAUGAAAUGAAACGAAAAAUACAGCAGCUUACAAAUGAGCUGAAAGUGACAAAUGCUCAUCAGGAAUCCUUAGAGAAUCAUGUGCGAGUGCAGGCUGCAGCCUUAGAUAGCUUUAGCGAAAUGAACAGCUCCUUGACAUCCGCAUCAAUAGACUUGCAGAAAACCCUAGUGGAUGUUACAUUGGAGAACACUGAUAUAAGAGAACAAAUAAGGAAUUUAAAACAUACACAUGAGCAAUCUAUGGAAAAGCUGAGAGAGAAGCAAAAGCAACUGGAAACAGCACAAAUUGAAAAUCAGCUACUGAAGUUAAAGGUGGAAUCAUCACAGGAAGCCAAUGCUGAAGUCAUGAGAGAGAUGACAAGAAAGCUGUAUAGUCAGUAUGAGGAAAAAUUGCGAGAAGAGGAGCACAAACAUAAGGCUGAGAAAGAAAUCCUCCUAGAGGAAACAAAUCGGCUUCUGAAGGCUAUUGAAGAGGCAAAUAAGAAGAUGAAGAUUACAGAAACAAGCAUACAGGAGAAAGACCAGAGAAUUGGUGAGCUGGACCGGCUUAUUGAACGCAUGGAAGAGGAACGUCACCAGCUGCAAAAACAACUUGAAUUAAAUGAAAAACAAAUAUCUGGAGCAAAAUCUGAAAACAGCUCUGACAGUGAAAGGUCACAGCAUUUGGAGGAAGUAGCAGCCAGCCUGAGAGAGCGGAUCAAACAUCUGGAUGACAUGGUCCACUGCCAACAGAAGAAAGUCAAGCACAUGGUUGAGGAGAUUGAAAUGUUAAGGAAGAAAGUAAAAGAAAAGGAAUUAUUUAUAAUACAGCUUUUAGAAAAAAUCUCUUUCUUAGAAUGUGAGAAUAAACAAUUACAAGAUAAACUGGACUACUUAAUGGAAAACCAACCAAAGACCAACAUAGAAACCCGAGAUACUGGUGUAGAAUGUGAUCUUCCAUACAGCAUAAACACUGAGAACAGAGCUCCUGAAAGCCCGAGGCUGGUGAGAACCUACACCCCAUUCAAGAGAGUGCUGGAAUUUAGCACAAAGAACAGUACAUCCUGAGCAUUCAGCACAUCAAGCUUCUAAAUAUGAGCAGAUAUCUUGCACCUUUGCAGCUUGGUUAGGUAAAUUUUUAUCAAUUCAUGGAGAAGAACAGCAGCAUGGAGUCUUGCUAAAUAYAUCCUGAAAGCAGCUCUUCAGUAACUUUGUACCUGAAGUUACUAGUGAUGUUAACUGUGAGGGGAAGGGGAAGAAGCAGGCUGAGUGAAGCAGCAGUCAGGCAAUAUUGCUUCUUUAGAAGCUGUCUAGUGCAAUGUGYCAUUUCAAAUGCCUGUAAGAAGGAGUUGUAUAGCUGUACAGCUGGUUUUUUUUUUCUUGUAUUGUGUUUUAAUUCUGUUUGUGUAAUGAAGCUGUAAUAUAUCCUAUUGUCAAUACUACUGGUAGCAGUAUCUGAAGCCAUGCUGGCAGAGGGAAUUAAUGUGGAAGCUCCAAAUUUGUCCAAACUGAGGGUGGAUCCCACCUGUCACAGACGUGGUGCAGUCAGGGGCUCUCCUCACCAGUGAGAGCUCUCUUGUACCCAGCACUAGCUGGGAGGAGAGAUGAACUGGGCUGUUUCCCUCAACACAUGCAGGUGAAUAUUGUGUUUGCUGCUCAAAAUAGUAAGGGAUAGAGCAGAUUAUAAUGGAAUUUACUUUGUUGGACUGAGGCACUGGUUUGCACUUCCUCAGUCAUGAGAAAGAGGGUGAUACAGUCAGUAGUAAUUGUGUAGGAAAAUCCCUGACACUUUAUUUAUUUACUUUUCCAUUCAAGGAAGGAGUUUUCAUCAAAGAAAAUUUUGCCUACUGCAAACUGCAGCAGUCCUUGCAAUUCCAACAGCAACAGCGGCCCUGAAUCAGAAUUUGGAGUUUUGAGUACUAUUUUUUUUUGUCCAAAGCACUUAAAAUCUUAUCUUUGGCUUCAAAGUAGCAGCAGGAAUUGCUGUAUCUAAUACUGAACUAAUUUAAAUAUAUAUAUUUAUAUCUUGUUUUGAUCUUCCACUCUUAGCAAACUUAAAAUGAGUAAGGAAUGUUUUAUUGUAAUUCCAUUAACAUAAGUGAAGGACCUUUUUUUAAAUUACAGUAACUGCAACAGAAAACAAACAAGUUAGGUUCUGUAUGAUCAGUAUUGUUCUUGCAUGCAGUGUCAAUCCCUUGGGUGCUCACCUUGCCACAGAGCUUCCCAAAGGGAUUGYUUUUAUCUCCAGGCUAAUGCAAUUCAGUCCUGACUAUUCAAAUCAAGCACACAUCCUAAAGUUGUAUUUAAAAUAAUAAUAUUGACCUCAUAUUGAACCCACAAGAAGAUGAGURAUGACUCAACUCCUAUUUCAGGGAUAAGCUUUGGACGUGUGAAACCUUAUCUCCAUCUAGUGGCUGAUAAUAGGAAAUAUUUGGRCAGUAUCUGUUUUUGAAGAGAUAGACGCUAAAAUCUAAUCCCAACAUGUAUAUUAAUACCCAUUAGGGAUGCAGCUUUAGGUAUUACAGAAGGUCUUUUAGAAUUUUUGUGCCCACAUAGUCCCUCUGUAAUUCAGGAKUUGAAUUCUGAAAUAUGGUUUGUGAAAAUUACCUUUACAUUUAAAAUGAAUGGCUGUAGAUGGUAUUUUUAGAUAAAAAGAAAUGAAUGUUGUUGUAAAAGACAUUAAUUGACWAGUUUGAAUGAGUGAAAGUCCUUUAUCCUUCUGAUUUUGGCCGGAAUUCAGAAAACAGACCCUGAUGACUGUGAGGCACUCAAUGAAUGGUAGGAGUGGGCAGACUCAAAGGAAGUUCAUUCUACUUUUAAUAUACUCCUGAAAAUACUGUAAGAUGUUUUAACUGAGACUUGCAAAAUUACAAUAAUCUGCUCAAGACUUUACCAAGAAUGCAGCAAGGCCUUAAGUUUUUACUGUAGAGGGUUUCUGUGUAUAUUCUGUCUUGACUGAUGAAAUAUGGUCUUUUUUUCUAAACCAAAUCAGGACUGAAGUCUGAGCUGCAUUUUAAGAGCAUUCUGACAUGCAGUGAGCUGGAUGACCAUCAUUUGAUUGGACUACUGAUCUAAAUUGGGUAACUCUGAAGAACAGGAGAGGAACUGUAUUUAUAUAAUUGUGUUACAUGAAAAUGUAGAACUUUCCAGUCAAGUAAGCAGUAAUGUAAAUUAAUGUAGAUAAUAACAAAUCUGACUGAAAAGAAUGUAACACUUCUAUAUAAAUGUUCACAAUUUGAAGACUGAGUUAAUUAGUACUAUAAACUAGUAAAAUUUCUGUAAACAGCAAUAAAAGCCAUGUAGAACAGCUCCAGAAAGUACACUAAAUGUAAGUCAAUUGUAUGACUACAUUUGUACCAUGAUAAGUAUUCUUUUGUGAUUUAUUCCAGGUACUCUGGAAAGUAUUUUGGGAUACACUUUUCAUAUAUGCUGUAUAAAUAAUGUAUUACAUUGUAUGCUUUUAAUACAUCCGRUAUGUAGGACAUGAAAAUGAUAAAUUGCAAUAAAUACUAUAUUUCAACUUGUUGUUCUGUUAGCAUAAUUUWGAAAUAAACCUCCCUUAAAAUAUUGCAAACCCUUACUCUUUACAACCCUGUUCAUUCAAUACAUGUGGGAAUGGAAAGCGGCUCCUGCGGAGCCUCGAUGCUCUCAUCGGUGUUUCCUUUGGCAGACGGGCUCUUGAGAACAGGAAGGCACUCCCUUGCUAAAGACUUUCUCAAAGCCAAGUAACAGAAGUAGAUGAACUCUUUCAUGAGAUAAAAAACUAUUGACUUGCGCAGGAUAAACAAGAACGGGCCAGCACAGCUCUUGCAAGAGAUUCAGAUCCUCCAGAUAACAUCUGAAUCCAUCUGGRAUGAUGCUCUCCAGACUUCAGCAGGAUGAGACUGGGAUGGCUGUGGCCCAUCUUUAUUUACAGUUUAUAUCCACUCACUGAUAAUAGAGAUUUAUUUCCAAGACUAUAACAAUAAAGCAAUUGACAUGUCAACUAAAGAAAAAAAGGUCCUGCAAAUAUGACAAUCAUGGUGUUAUAGGUUUGCAAUGCUCAGAGGAAGAAUGUAAAGUUUUUUACUCUGAUAAUGCUUCCAUAUAUAUGUGUAUGCAGUUCAGAUUGCCAAGAAGCCCUGAUAAAAUCUUGUUGAGUUYGGCAGUGCUUGGCGCUGAGCCUUAAACAUGGCAUUGUGGGAGAUGGAUACUGACCCGUUUUAAAGAGCCUGAAAUAUUUGACAUCUGAAAACUUCUAGACCUGGACAGAUGAGAAGUAAGUUCUCUGUGCAGCAAGUCUGUAAUUCUGCAYGAGAAAUCCCUGCUCCACAGAAUGGGAGAUUGUUGUAAAUUGAAGUUUUUCCUUUUGUUUCCUUUCUUGGGGAAUUUUCUUUCCCAUUUUGUUGCUAGAAUACACUGAUUGCCAACUCAUUCUUUUGAUGGCUGAACGAUUGGAGAAGACAAAAGAACCUACGCCCCACCCAAAAAGUCUCCUGAACACUCCUCCUGCCUGGCAUUUUUUUUUCCCUCUCUUUGGAGAGAG
Molecule: messenger RNA, 4930 nt
Organism: Malurus melanocephalus (red-backed fairy wren)
Lineage: Eukaryota; Metazoa; Chordata; Aves; Passeriformes; Maluridae
Gene: MYZAP
Product: myocardial zonula adherens protein
Exons: 13
Coding region: 46-1473 (475 amino acids)
Biological process (GO): intracellular signal transduction; maintenance of ER location
Cellular component (GO): intracellular anatomical structure; RNA polymerase II, holoenzyme; nuclear envelope
Source: RefSeq, a predicted model, not a curated record